AUGGCGCUAGUCGCUUCACCUUCAUCCUCGCCCAUAACCCAAAGCUGGCCUUGGGAUAUCAUUGAACUCGUCAUAUUAGCGGUGUUGCACACAGCCAAUACAGACUCGCGAAGCAUAUUGCGGCUCAUGCUUGUCAACAGCGACUUCCUUCGCGUGGUGAUGCAAUGGAUCUGUUGUUUUUGCCACUUUUCGGUCGACAGGCACCGACGACUCCCCACCUUCCGCCAGACAUGGCUGACGACCCUCGCCACCACUCCGAAGGUCACCACCCCGGUCACAGCGAUUCGUCGAGUGAUGCUCGGAAGACUACCCCUACAAGAAGGACUUGCGAUUCUCGCUCGACUUCAACAUGUCCAACACUGGACUAUUGAGGAUGUGAAUAUAACGACGAGCGCGCUCUUUCAGACCCUCCGACCUGAAACAUUAGACGUGGCGGUCCCUUAUCGCGGAAUGCAUUUUUUGUCCAACUUCAGCACCCUUCGCAGUCUGUUCCUAGAUCGAAUCAUCCACCAGGAUGAUGUGGAUGCAUGGGCAGUCCUCGCCCGCCUCGUUCUCCUCGAACAGCUCUGCAUUGUGGCGACAAUUCCGCCGGCGACGAUACUGGCCCAGCAACGGAAUCUACAGCUCCUCGUACUGCUAUGGGGUUCAGAUAUUCGCUCACUCAAGCGCAUUGACGAAUUGCUGGCGUUGCCACUGAAGGAAUCUGCUCAUGUCGUCAUUCUGCGCGACAAAAGGCACCCUGUGACGCGGUUCCACAAAGCCGCAUCUGGACUGUCGGUGUGGGACGUCGCUCGGCGAGUUGUUGCACAGCAGCGUUCAAUGACCGAAAGUGAACUUGCUGAGAGUCGAAAACAACAUCCUCGCCCAAUCUGGACGUAG
This is a messenger RNA of Mycena indigotica, 879 nucleotides long. RefSeq lists its product as uncharacterized. The record is from RefSeq and is a predicted model, not a curated record. The transcript is spliced from 3 exons. NCBI's taxonomy places the organism in Eukaryota, Fungi, Basidiomycota, Agaricomycetes, Agaricales, Mycenaceae. The coding region runs from base 1 to 879 and encodes 292 amino acids.